Molecule: messenger RNA, 810 nt
Organism: Helianthus annuus (common sunflower)
Lineage: Eukaryota; Viridiplantae; Streptophyta; Magnoliopsida; Asterales; Asteraceae
Exons: 4
Coding region: 1-513 (170 amino acids)
Source: RefSeq, a predicted model, not a curated record
AUGUCAAAUCUCUCUCUCUCUCUUCAUUUAAACCACCAGACCUUCUCUUUUCAUUUAUCAUCUCUCACUUAUCAUCUCUCACUUUAUCAAAUCACACUCCUCAAAAAUUCAAAUACAUCUACUGAUUUUCUCUCUCUCUUAAAAUGGUUCACCACCAUCUUCAAGAAACCAAAUGCAUCUUCAAGAAAUCUCUGUCUCAUCCACCACCGGCGACCCCCUCCUUCUCUGGUGCUGGAGGCCAAAAACGCCGCUGCCGGAGGCCAAAAACGCCGCUGCCGGAAGGUGGGGUUGUGGUGGUGGUGGUGUUCUACGGCGCGACGGAUGGUACUUAAUGAUUUUUCCGGCCAAAAACGCCGCUGCCGGAAGUUGAAGGUGGGGUUGCGGUGGUGGUGGUGUUCUACGGCGCGUCAAUGGUGUCAACCAUUUUUCUCAGAAGAUUAUUCAUUUAUUGACCGUCCAUGUGUUGGAUUUGUAGAAGGAAUAGCUCUAGUUUGUAGAGGGAGGAGCUUCUGAAUAACGGUUUGGGUCUUUUGACUUUGUUGUCUCUCUCUAUAAAAAAACCCAGUUCCACCACCGCCUCUCUCACUCUUGAUGGCAACCACACCGAAUCCACCUCCUUCAACCUCCCUUCGGCAUCUAACCUGCAAUGGCAAUGGUGAUAUACGGUGGUGGUUGUAACGGUAGAUAGCCACUGUUUUUGUGGCGAGGAACCGUGGAUAUGGCAGAGCCGACCCGACCCAAUUUUGGUUUUUUGAAAUUAAAGUCCGUUUGUUGGUAUGUUGGGGUUUGUACAGGGCUAUUUUCUAAGUU